CCAGAAAAAUCGGAAAGCUACAAUGAUCCCCAGAAGAAGUGCAUGCAUCACCUAGCAAGUCACGAAAUGAAGCUCCAAAAACUGCCUCUUCUUACUCUCUGUCACAUUAGUUCACUGCUGCUCGUCUCAGCUCAGUCCACUGAUCAGCCUCCGUUCUCAUGUGACUCAUCUGAUCCACUAACCAAAUCCUACCCUUUUUGCAAAACUACACUCCCCAUAAACCAAAGAGUUCAAGACCUGGUCUCCAGACUUACAUUAGAUGAGAAGAUAUCUCAACUUGUUAACUCAGCUCCCCCUAUUUCAAGACUGGGCAUCCCUGGCUAUGAAUGGUGGUCUGAAGCCUUACAUGGCGUAGCCUUUGUGGCCAACAUAAGCCAGGGUAUCCGUUUCAAUGGAACAAUUCAAUCUGCCACCAGUUUUCCUCAAGUCAUCCUCACUGCUGCUUCCUUUGAUCCUUAUCUUUGGUACCGCAUUGGUCAGGCUAUCGGAAUAGAAGCUAGAGGAAUAUAUAAUGCUGGACAAGCAAGAGGCAUGACAUUUUGGACGCCAAAUAUUAACAUAUAUAGGGAUCCAAGGUGGGGAAGAGGGCAAGAAACACCUGGUGAGGAUCCGUUGGUUACAGGGAAAUAUGCAGUGUCAUUUGUAAGAGGAAUACAAGGCGACUCUUUUGAAGGAGGGAAGCUUGGUGAGAAUCUUCAAGUUUCAGCUUGUUGUAAGCAUUUUACCGCUUAUGAUUUGGAUAACUGGAAAGGAAUCAACCGAUUUGUCUUUGAUGCAAAUGUAACCAUACAGGAUUUAGCAGAUACAUAUCAGCCUCCAUUCCAGAGUUGCAUACAGAAAGGGAAAGCCAGUGGGGUAAUGUGUGCUUAUAAUCGUAUUAAUGGAGUUCCCAACUGCGCAGAUUACAAUCUCUUGUCCAAAACAGCCCGAGGACAGUGGGGUUUCGAUGGGUACAUCACCGCAGACUGUGAUGCUGUCUCCAUCAUUUAUGAUGAACAAGGAUAUGCCAAAGAACCGGAGGACGCUGUAGCUGAUGUUCUUAAAGCUGGAAUGGACAUUGACUGUGGUGAAUAUUUGAAGAACUACACCGAAUCAGCUGUCAAAAAGAAAAAAGUGUCUGUAACUGAAAUUGAUAGAGCCCUCCACAACCUUUUCUCAAUUAGAAUGAGGCUGGGACUUUUCAACGGCAAUCCAACUAAACAGCCUUUCGGCAACAUUGGUUCAGACCAAGUCUGCUCCCAAGAACACCUGAAUCUUGCCCUUGAGGCUGCUCGCAAUGGCAUUGUCCUUCUUAAAAACACUGACAGACUCCUUCCACUUUCAAAUACAAAAACUAAUUCUCUUGCUGUAAUAGGCCCUAAUGCCAAUUCCACAGAAACGCUUGUUGGAAACUAUGCUGGCCCUCCUUGCGAACCUAUUACACCAUUGCAAGGAUUGCAAAGUUAUAUCAAGAACACCAACUAUCACCCAGGUUGUAGUACAGUUAAUUGUUCUUCUGAUUUAACUGAUCAAGCAGUAAAGAUGGUGGCAGGAGCAGACCAGGUGGUACUAGUAAUGGGAUUGGAUCAAACCCAAGAGAGGGAAGCUCAUGAUCGUGUAGACUUGGUUCUUCCCGGAAAUCAACAGAAGCUGAUUUCUAACGUUGCAAGAGCUGCAAAUAAGCCUGUCAUUCUGGUGCUACUUUGUGGAGGUCCAGUAGACAUAACCUUUGCCAAGAAUGACCAAAACAUUGGAAGCAUUAUAUGGGCUGGCUAUCCAGGUGAAGCUGGAGGACAGGCGUUAGCCGAAAUUAUUUUUGGUGAUCACAACCCAGGAGGGAGAUUGCCGAUGACUUGGUAUCCACAAAGUUUCAUUAAAAUACCAAUGACAGACAUGAGAAUGCGUCCUGAACCAUCUUCAGGUUAUCCUGGACGUACUUACAGAUUCUACCAAGGGCCAAAGGUUUUUGAAUUUGGCUACGGGCUCAGCUACUCAAAUUAUUCUUAUGAAAUUCUCCCUGUAACACAAAACAAGGUCUAUCUAAACAAUCAGUCAAUAGACAAAAUGGCUGUGGCAUACAAGUCAGUUUCAGAGAUGGGAACAGAGCUCUGUGAAAAGAGCAAGUUCCCAGUCACAGUAGGAGUUCAAAACAAUGGUGAGAUGUCAGGUAAGCACGCGGUGCUGCUGUUUGUGAGGCAAGCAAAGCCUGGCAAUGGGAGACCAAUGACACAGCUGGUUGGAUUCAACAGUAUUGAUCUGAAAGCAGGGGAAAGAGCUGAAAUUAAAUUUGAGUUGAGCCCUUGUGAGCAUCUUAGUAGUGCAAAUGAAGAUGGUUUGAUGGUGAUAGAUGAAGGGUCCCAUUUCUUGAGCAUUGGAGACAAAGAAUCAGAGAUUACAGUCGCUUUCUCAUCUGAUACUAGUGGCGGAGCCGCAUCAAGGCAGGAGGGGGCUAUUGUCCUCCCAAGAAUUUUGAAAUUGUUUUACAUAUGUUCAUUGCUAUGCAUAUUGUUUUGAAAUAAAUCUCCUGAAAUGAAUUAAUGGGCCUCCCCAAUUCAAUUUCUA
Molecule: messenger RNA, 2541 nt
Organism: Theobroma umbraticum
Lineage: Eukaryota; Viridiplantae; Streptophyta; Magnoliopsida; Malvales; Malvaceae
Product: putative beta-D-xylosidase 7
Biological process (GO): arabinan catabolic process; xylan catabolic process
Cellular component (GO): plant-type cell wall
Molecular function (GO): xylan 1,4-beta-xylosidase activity; alpha-L-arabinofuranosidase activity
Source: RefSeq, a predicted model, not a curated record